GGCGCGCCAGAUUCGUAAUUCAUGGCGGCUUUUUGUUCUCUGGGGUGCUCCUCUACUUCUGGUGUGUGUAAACACCAAGACAAAUGGAGCGACUCCUCGCUGCUGGGGAAGCGGCUGUCGGAAGACUCGAACCGCCACUUGUUUCUGCAGAAGUGGGCGAGUUUGUUGGACGCGCCGGAGCCGGAGCCGGAGCGGCGCGAGGAGGCGGCUGCGGCCGGGGAGUACCCGCUCGUGUUCCUGUGCGCGCGCUGUCGCCGGCCGCUGGGCGACUCGCUCACCUGGGUGGCCGGCCAGGAGGACACCAACUGCAUCCUGUUGCGCUCUGUUUCCUCUAACGUCUCCGUGGAUAAGGAACAGAAACUGUCCAAGCGCAAAGAUGAAGAUGGUUGCAUUCUUGAGACUUUGUACUGUACCGGCUGCUCCCUCAGGCUUGGCUAUGUGUACAGAUGCACUCCUGAGAGGCUGGAUUUCAAGAGGGACCUGUUCUGCCUCAGUGUUGAAGCCAUUGAAAGCUAUACUUUAGGGUCCUCGGAAAAACAGAUCGUGUCAGAAGACAAGGAGCUUUUCAAUCUUGAGAGCAGAGUUGAAAUAGAGAAGUCUAUAAAGCAGGUGGAAGAUGUCCUGAAAUCCUUGCAAACAAAGCUGUGGGAGGUUGAAUCAAAACUGCCCUUUGCCGGCCACUGCAGCUGAGCUGUGCUCUGUAGCCCACCGUGCCCCGCCCUUGUUCCGGACACACCGUUUCUAUGGCUGUAUUUUGGGGUAAAGAGGUAGCUGUUCCUGUAUGUGAAUUUUAAAGCCAGUUUAUGAUACAUACUGAAGUGGGAUUUGGGAGUUUUUAUUUUGAUUGAAAAAAAUGAGUGCUUUUCUAACUGUCUCA
Acomys russatus (golden spiny mouse) is the source of this 877-nucleotide messenger RNA. RefSeq names its product MIS18 kinetochore protein A (gene Mis18a). The transcript is spliced from 5 exons. The record is from RefSeq and is a predicted model, not a curated record. Gene Ontology annotation, cellular component: nucleus; chromosome, centromeric region; chromatin. Gene Ontology annotation, biological process: CENP-A containing chromatin assembly; chromosome segregation. NCBI's taxonomy places the organism in Eukaryota, Metazoa, Chordata, Mammalia, Rodentia, Muridae. Bases 22 to 690 code for a protein of 222 amino acids.